UCCUCCUCCCGACUACUUCUCACUUCAUAGUUGCGCACAGUAAAAAACCUCGGACGCUAGGGGAUCAAGACGCCUCUAUGUGGGCACUUCAACUGACCUUUCGGGGGCCGUUUUCGCUUGGUUAAAAGGCUGAGGCGGAGGGAUGCUUUAUUUUUAUUUUUUUAUUUCUUAACAUUCUCUGCUGAUUGCGUUUCUCGGCUGAUUGCUGAAGCUGUUUUUUUUAUUUAUUUUUGUGGUUUGGUUGUGCUUUUUUUUGUUGCGCUCGACGUCGACGCUUCGCGUUGUUUUUAUCCCCCGCAGUUUUUUAAGGGAACGAGGCGCAACAGCACGCCUCGUGUGCUGCCCUCACCACCCAUGUCCUAUCCUCAGGGUUAUCUCUACCAGCCCCCGGGCUCUCUGGCGCUUUACUCGUGUCCGGCGUAUGGAGCCUCGGCUCUGGCCGCCCCGAGGAGUGAGGAGCUGGCCCGCUCCUCCUCCGGGUCUGCCUUCAGCCCUUACCCGGGCUCGGCUGCCUUCUCCGCCUCGGCCGGCGCGGGCUUCUCCAGCGCGCUGCAGUACACCACGGACCCGACCACCGGAUUCCCUUCAUACAUGAGUUCCCCCUACGACACACACACCAGCAUGGCUGGGGCGCUGGGCUACCACCCGUACGGCAGUCCCGGGUACCCGUACCAGCUCAACGACCCGGCCUACCGCAAGAACGCCACUCGGGACGCCACGGCCACCCUGAAGGCCUGGCUGCAGGAACACCGCAAGAAUCCAUACCCCACCAAGGGCGAGAAGAUCAUGCUGGCCAUCAUCACCAAGAUGACCCUGACGCAGGUGUCCACCUGGUUCGCCAACGCCCGCCGGAGACUCAAGAAGGAGAACAAGAUGACGUGGGCCCCCAGGAACAAGAGCGAGGAUGAGGAUGAGGAAGACGGUGAGGGGGACGGAAGGAAGGAGGGCGAUCGCUCCGACAAAACCAUGGACAUCAGCGAGGCGUCGGCGGAGGAUGAAGGCAUCAGCUUACACGUGGACACGCUGACAGACCACUCGUGCUCAGCGGAAUCCGACGGGGACAAGGUCAGCUGCCGCGUCAGAGACUUGACCUCCGACCUUUCCCGGGACAAAUGUGACGAUGACGAUGACGACGAGGACGACGAAGACGACGAUGAAGCAGAGCGGCGCGGGGGGCGCAUGCGACGCCAGCAGCUGUCCCCUAAACCGCUCUCCUCGCCGCCAUUAACAGGAGUAGAGGCGCCGAUACUCAGUCCACACCACCACCACCACCACCUCCACCACCCCCAUCAUAACCACCUCCUCCACCUGCACAGUCAGCGCGAGGAGUUGACCCGGAACCUGGUCAAUAACAGCAGCGGCAGCAAACAGUCGUGUCUCGACAAUAGGAACACAGCCUCUUCGGUUACGGGUGCGACUCCAAACCCCGCAGUCAAACCCAAACUGUGGUCGCUGGCGGAGAUCGCUACCUCUGAUCAAAAGCAACAGCAGCCACCCGGGCGACCGAGCAGCCCCUCCGGGGUGCACGGCCUCCUCAACCCACCCACCACCUCCCCACCGGCUAACGCAGUCUACCCCUCACCCUCCAUCCUGGGAAGACAUAUUUAUUAUACGUCGCCCUUUUACAGCAAUUACACAAACUACGGCAACUUUAGCCCACUGCAGGGCCAAGGGAUUUUGCGGUACAAUUCCCCGGGAAUGAGCGUGGCGGCCGUCGCUGCAGCCGCCGCUGCAGCCGCCGCCUCCGCCGCCAGCGAGAGCCUCCACGCAUCGCACCACCAGCAGGCUGCGCACGCAGCGCACGCGGCAGCCGCGCUGGAGGCGAGCGGCGGCUCACACAAACACAGCCCAGAACCGGCCCUUGUUAAAAGUAACCCCAACCACAUGGUCGCUGAGCAGCAGCAUUUCAGAGCCGCACAUAUAGAGUCGAAGAAAGGUACGUAGCCGCGAUGGUACGGUGGUACGACAGGCAGAGGCGACAGCGCAGCAGCAUGCACUGGCUUUAAUUCGUCUUGGUGCAAUGGUGCGUUGUUGGUGUUUUUUUUUUCUGGGAUAAUCACUUUAAUUUAUACAUACUGUUUUUAAUUGAAGGUUAUCUAUGCUUAACCUCAUUGAGUCAUUAGGCAAAAUACAGACUGUGUUUGGAGGAAGACGAGCCUUUGUUUGAAUUUGCAGCUGUACUUUGCUCGAAUUACAAAUGCAUAUUUACAGUAAUAAUAGUAAUCUGUAAAGCAAAAUGCCGAAUGCAACAAUUAGCUGAUGAAAGGGGAAGUGUUUGAACCCUCUAAACAACCCCAGACCGCAUGCACAUGCUGUCAACUCUCACAAACACAAUCUCUCUCUCUCUCUCUCUCUCUCUCUCUUUCUCUCUCUCUCUCUCUCUCUCUCUCUCUCUCUCUCUUUCUCUCUCGCACACACACAAUAUCUCUCUUUCUCUCACACACUUCCCCCCCCCCCUCUUUCUCCCAUCCACGAAUCGCACACAACGUCAGGCUGGGUGCAAUAAGCACAGACAUGUUGCCAUAGUUUGGACAGGUAAUCUAUUUUUAACGCCCACAUUUGUAUGUGCGCGCGUGCGUGUAUUCGCGUGUGUUUGUGUGUGAGUGUGUGCGUGCGUGUGAGUGUGCGCGCACACGCGCAAGGCCUCAAACCUUGGGACAAUUAGAUGAUUGCAGAAAGUUAUGCAAACCCAGACGGAUUAGUUAAUGUAUUUGCAUUUGUUGGAUAUCUGGCAUUUGAUUGAACCUAUUCCACAUGGUAUUGUAUUUUCUAUGGAAUUUAAUUUUUUAUCGGCAAUAUAUAAUUGGAUUUAUUUGCAUUCGAUGGCAUAGGUUUGUUUGGGGUAAGAAGAUGACAAAACAUGUCAUCGUAUUUGUUGAGUGGCAUGGUGGCGAUCUGCUACUUCGAUUAUAUUCCCUGGUCUACAGGUAGGUGUCACAAUUUCUCUGGCUAACCUUAUGUCCCACAUCCUAAACACCUUUUUACUUUACAGUGCCACCAAAUAGUAGUGCGGGGGAAAAAAAAUGCUGCUACUGCGUAUUCAGUCCUCAAGGGACUAAACUAUUGGACAACAAAUAGCAUUACACAAGAUAGGCUCUUGUUAUAACAUUUUGAAUGUUUGUUUUAAUGAACAAUGUGCUGGAGAUAUACCAUUGCUCAUGUAUGUGAUAUAUUGGCGACAUGUUUAUUCUCAGGUUCUAUGAUUUGCUUCUUUGCCAUGGUAUAUUAUUUGAGCUUUUAUGAGCUUUUUUGGCCUUUAUGUAAAGUGGUAUUUGCAGAGAGGGUGUGUAUGUGGACAAUGGCAGUGAACUGAUAUUAAGGACUCCGAAGUGGAAUAGUCUACAUUUGAUAUUUAUUUUUUUAAAUAAUGGCGAAAUGAUGCCUAUCAUUUAUGCAAGUUGUAUUGCAAAAUGGGAAAACAAACAUUGCUUGUUUGUUUGUUUGUUUUGUAAAUACGUUGUGGAUGGAAUUUUAUUUGAAAUGCAUUUGGAAAAAUCGACUCAAUCUUGAUAACAGGAGAACUUUUACUAAUUUAUAUCUCUGAUUGUAAAUAAAACAAAACGCGCUAGUAAGUGUACUGGCGAGUUAUUGGUUUCCAUUAUUCAAAGGUGAAAAUAUUAAACUGUUUUCCAAGUAUGAAUACACAUCCUAAUGACUCUUUCCUGAGCUCAACACCAAGUGCGUUGCGUCGACAGUCUAUUCGUUUUUUUUUUGCUGUUUGUAUUAUCUUGUGAUGAUUUCAUCCAAAAGCAGACCGAAUAUGUGAUGCGUAGGCCUAGCAUGCGUAAAUAUAGCUUAGACCAAACAUGCGCCAAUAAUCUACGGUGCUCUAGUGUUAUUUUCACCAAAUGCAGGCUUCACACACACAUUCGAUUUUCCUUAUUCUGGUCGAAACAUUGACUCGCAUACAAAUAGGAUGCAAUGCACGACCUUGACUGAGGAUAAACGACAUGGUUAGUUACAUUAUAUCACUUAUCCCUUUUGCUGGGUUUAACGUGUAUUUCCCUCAAUGUGAUUAAUAUAGCAGCGAGACGCAUCGGGCAUUAGAGGUUCCCAGCGGGGAGGUCCCCACGGAGCUCCUCCGCCGGCUCUAGAGCUGCUCAGGCCGGCCUGCUUCAUUACGGCUGCGCUGCGCUGCAGAGCGAUCCAUAAAAGUCUAUCUAAGCAUCUGCCAGCUCCAAUGGCCUGUGUGAUGGGCCUUUAAUCGGACAGCCUUGCGUCUGCUUUUCAUCUGCUUUGGUUAUUAUGGGGGCUUCUGAGCACAGAUAAUUAAGCAAUUUGUAGUAAAAGAUUGUGCCAGUUCAGAUGAUAGCACACCGACAACCGAAACCACCAUGACAACGAAAACGGAACUAAUACUAUAAUAGCCUUAUUAUAACUAUUAACAAUAUUAAUACUUAUAAUUGUAAUAAUGAUUAUGAACACAUUUUUUCCUUGUCUUUUUAUGUAGGCCCAUAUCGUUGAUAACCUAUUGUUAAAUAGGCCUAUACUA
Molecule: messenger RNA, 4492 nt
Organism: Gadus chalcogrammus (walleye pollock)
Lineage: Eukaryota; Metazoa; Chordata; Actinopteri; Gadiformes; Gadidae
Gene: irx2a
Product: iroquois homeobox 2a
Exons: 3
Coding region: 355-1944 (529 amino acids)
Biological process (GO): neuron differentiation; regulation of transcription by RNA polymerase II; cell development
Cellular component (GO): nucleus
Molecular function (GO): DNA-binding transcription factor activity, RNA polymerase II-specific; RNA polymerase II cis-regulatory region sequence-specific DNA binding
Source: RefSeq, a predicted model, not a curated record